UUGACGCCUGCAUGAACAGUGUUGUGUUGGGUUGCAGGGGUGUCGCAGUUUGAUUCAGAACAAUUUCGUAAUUCAUCAGCAUCUCUGAAGAAGGAAGUGCAGCCAUGGCCCAGGGACUUAAGGAAAGAUUCGAAAAGUUUCUCCAUGAAAAGAACCUCAUGACAGAUGUUCUGGCCAAAGUCGAGGCCAGAACCGGAGUGAGCAGGACGUACCUCGCUCUGGCUGUCGCCGGUAUCAUCGCAGUCUACUUGGUGAUCGGUUACGGAGCCUCCCUACUGUGUAACCUCAUCGGCUUUCUGUACCCAGCAUACAUAUCGAUAAAGGCCAUUGAAAGUGCCACCAAAGAGGAUGAUACUAAAUGGCUGACCUACUGGGUGGUGUAUGGACUCUUCAGUGUUGCAGAGUUUUUUGCUGAUAUCUUCCUCUCCUGGUUCCCAUUCUACUAUAUUGGAAAGUGUGCCUUCUUGGUGUGGUGCAUGGCUCCGACUGCCUCCAAUGGAUCAGUCCAGAUUUAUAACCGCAUCAUUCGACCCUUCUUCCUCAAAAACGAGGCCAAGAUUGACGACGCGGUGAAGAACCUCAAGGACAAGGCAUCAGAAGCUGCCGACAAGAUCAAAGAUGAGGCCAAGAGAGCCACAGCAAACAUCAUAUUUGAGGAGAAGAAGAGCUCCUAAAGAAGGAAGCUUCCUGUCCACAGUGUCGCCUCUGGAGCGGACUCUGUUACAGAAGGAAUGUUGCCUUGCUUGUUUUUAAGAGAUUGUGUUCAAAUCGUGUUCAGUACGUAACUGUAAUCUUCACCCUGUAUUAGAUGUUACACAUGUUUAGAUUAAAGCCAUUCUGCAAGUCAGUUUACUUAUUUAACUUUAACUUUGCCUUCUGGGAGGAGGGGUCCCGAUCCGGUUUAAGAAUCAAAUAAAAACCAACUUGCUGAA
This is a messenger RNA of Dicentrarchus labrax (European seabass), 932 nucleotides long. RefSeq names its product receptor accessory protein 5 (gene reep5). The transcript has 5 exons. The record is from RefSeq and is a predicted model, not a curated record. NCBI's taxonomy places the organism in Eukaryota, Metazoa, Chordata, Actinopteri, Moronidae. Bases 105 to 674 code for a protein of 189 amino acids.